Molecule: messenger RNA, 1674 nt
Organism: Camarhynchus parvulus
Lineage: Eukaryota; Metazoa; Chordata; Aves; Passeriformes; Thraupidae
Product: phospholipid scramblase family member 5-like
Exons: 11
Coding region: 724-1515 (263 amino acids)
Biological process (GO): plasma membrane phospholipid scrambling
Cellular component (GO): plasma membrane
Molecular function (GO): phospholipid scramblase activity
Source: RefSeq, a predicted model, not a curated record
GGAGGAGCUCCUGGAGGCACCCGCUCGAGCAAGACGCCUCACAAACCAAAGUUCAAGUAGCUGUGAAUGUGUUUCAGAUGCGCAGCGCAUUCACACAGAGGAAGGCAGUGUACUCUGUUUCACUGCUGAGACUCUGACUGGUGGAGCCAAUGCAGGCAGUGAUUUGGCUCUCCUGGGCCUUCUUCAAGAGGCAGAGGCAGCCAGUUCAGUGUCUUGGUGAAAUUCUCCUUUGGGUGCUGCUGCUCUGCUUCCUGAAGGCCCUAAAAUAUGAGAAUCCUCAUCAGCAUCUUCCUGAGCUGUAAACUGUGGAAUUUAAUCUUCUCAACCAUACUUCAGACAGAUUCAAACCAGUGCAACUUGCAGUGGCAAAGAGGACAGGAAAUGGUCCCCAGCACCUCCCUGUGCUCUGCUGGGCUCUGUGCAUAGGCUCUGCCAUUCUUGCAGCCGUGCAUCACAGCUGCCUGCAGCUCACAUCUGCUGAUGAUUUCCACAGCAGCUUGGGCACUCAAGGCUGGAAUAUGAGCUGCACGGACGGGCGCAGGGUCGGGGCGCUCCCCCCACGCAGCGCUCGGUGCCGCUCCCGCCGCGCUCCGCCAGCGAUAGCCGGGACACAGACACCCUCUGAAGUCCUGUGCCUGCUGUGAGCCUUGUUUUAUUUGCUGCAGCAAGAAAAGCCUUUUCUUUUAACCCGGCUUCCUUUGAAGAGGUAACUCAGGAAGCUUCAUGGCCUCUCAAGAGUCCCAGGGACAAGCCAAACUAAUCUUUAAGGAUUACCUCCCUGGUUCUUCUGACACUCCUCAGCAGAAUACGCCCGUUGAACCAGCAAGUCUCUGGAAGCAAACAUCACACACUCAUAAUUUGCCGCCUGGUCUGGAGUACCUGAACCAGCUGGACCAGAUAAUUAUUCAUCAGCAAGUGGAUCUUCUGGAAGCCAUACUUGGCACAGAGACCUCCAGCAAAUACGAGAUAAAGAACCCCUUGGGCCAGAGAGUUUACUUUGCAGUGGAAGAGAACGGCUGCUUUGACCGCAGGCUGUGCUCGCCCCUCCGGGCCUUCACCAUCAGCAUUGCGGAUAACGCGGGCCGCGAGGUGAUCCGCGUCAUCCGGCCCCUCAGGUGCACCAGCUGCUGCUUCCCCUGCUUCCUGCAGGAGUUAGAAGUUCAGUCCCCACCAGGUACAGUAGCUGGGUAUGUUGUACAGAACUGGGACCCUUUUCUGCCAAAGUUCACCAUACAGAAUGAAAGUAAAGAAGAUGUGCUAAAAAUAAUUGGCCCAUGUGCAACCUGUGGCUGUUUUGAAGAUGUUGACUUCGAGGUAAAAGCUCUCGAUGAGAUGACAACGAUCGGCAAAAUUUCCAAGUAUUGGUCUGGAUUUGUCAACAACGUCUUCACCAACACCGCCAACUUUGGGAUCCAGGUCCCUGUGGAUCUCGACGUGAGGAUCAAGGCAGUCAUGAUUGGUGCUUGUUUCCUCAUUGACUUAAUGUUCUUUGAAAACUCUUUGGAUGGAUUAUAACAAGAUGACAGAAACAAUGAAAUAUGCAGAAUGUGUUUCAAAAUCGCUUGAGCUUUGGACAUGAUUUUGAACUGCAAAAAUCCUUGUUCCUUAUAGGAAAAGACAGGGAGCUAAUGAUGAUAUUUAUUAAAAUAUGUCUCAUGUAAAUAAUAAUUUCCC